AUGGCAUCUGCAAGUUCCGAAGAGCAGUUAUGUUAUGGACCUGAGGAUCCAUCAUUACUCUUUCAUCAAAACGAACACAUUUUAGCCUCAUUGUUGGCAAAUGGCACAACAAAUGUUUUGAGAGUUCGUAGGACGGAGAGUAAUGUUUGGGCAGUGUCAAUACAUGAAAAUGUGAAGUAUUGGCUUGAUGUAUGGGGUUUCAAAGGCGUGUUGGAAUGUGAAAGGCCAAUGAGGAUGGACAACGAGCUUAUAACUGCCUUGAUCGAGCGCUGGAGACCUGAGACACACUGUUUCCACCUACCAGUUGGAGAAGUUACCGUAACCUUACAGGAUGUGCAAAGCCUGUGGGGUUUGAGAGCAGACGGUAGUGUUUUCACUGGCCGUGACUACCCUAUCGGAUAUGAAGAUUGGCCCAGCAAGUGUCGAGAUGUGUUGGGAUGGAUACCUGACGAAGAAAUAGAAACGAAGCAGGGCGGUUUGUUAAUGACAUCUCUUAUCCACCAAGCGACGAUGCCUUUGGGUGAUGGGUUGCAUGAUUAUGCAUACAUCCAAAGAGCACGUAUACACGCUCUGAUAUUGUUAGGGGGGCUUAUUAUACCGGACACCACAGGGUGCAAGGUCCCUUUUAUGUGGUUAAAUGCCUUUGACGAUCCGGAAGAAGUGUCUACUAUUAGUUGGGGUAGUGCUGUUUUAGCAUUUCUGUAUCAUUAUUUGUGCGGGGUUUCUGUAGGCAGGCAGAAAAGAGAUGUGGGUGGACCUAUGGUUCUUUUGAAGCUGUGGGCGUGGGAAAGAAUGCCCACAUUGAGGCCAUCCUUUUUUAUAUCGCCUAUGCACACGCCGUAUGCCCCGUGUGGAGCCAAGUAA
This is a messenger RNA of Salvia splendens (bonfire salvia), 864 nucleotides long. Its product is annotated as serine/threonine-protein phosphatase 7 long form homolog. Bases 1 to 864 code for a protein of 287 amino acids. The transcript has a single exon. The record is from RefSeq and is a predicted model, not a curated record. Gene Ontology annotation, biological process: meristem maintenance; meristem development. NCBI's taxonomy places the organism in Eukaryota, Viridiplantae, Streptophyta, Magnoliopsida, Lamiales, Lamiaceae.